Molecule: messenger RNA, 2955 nt
Organism: Melanotaenia boesemani (Boeseman's rainbowfish)
Lineage: Eukaryota; Metazoa; Chordata; Actinopteri; Atheriniformes; Melanotaeniidae
Gene: clcc1
Product: chloride channel CLIC-like 1
Exons: 13
Coding region: 60-1763 (567 amino acids)
Cellular component (GO): membrane; endoplasmic reticulum
Molecular function (GO): chloride channel activity
Source: RefSeq, a predicted model, not a curated record
GUGUGCGUCAUUCGCUCCCUUCGCCAUUACUACAGUGUAGCUGGAGAGAAAACGAAAGGAUGUUCCUCGUUGUGGUGUGUAGCCUACUACUGUCUACCGUGGGAAAAGAGGUGGAAGAUGACUGGCUUGACCCUUAUGACAUGCUCAACUACGAUGCAAGCACCAAAACGAUGAGAAAGCCUGCUGAGCCAACAAGUUACAGCAAUGUGGUCACUAAAAGAAGAGAGUACGUUCAGGAGCCGAGCCAGGAGGAGCUGACGUCUUGUAAACAGAAUGUAGUUGAUCUACAGAGACAGAUUGACGAGCUAAAGAAGGAGAUGACGCUCAUGUCACAACAACCUACGUGCAAUCCAGUAUUCAAACGGUUUCUUAGCCGACUCCUGAAGGAAAUCCAAAGAGUUGGUGCACCCAUUGAUUCAACAGAAAUCUUCUAUGAUGCCAAAAUCAAGCUGUCUAGACAAGCCAUGAUGGAGAUACAGUCCCUUCUUGAAGGUGAAGACCGAUGGAGAACAGGGGCUCUGGACAACGCUGUCAGUCACAUACUGGUAGACCUUAAACCUCAUGACUACGAGGUCUGGAAGUGGCAUUUUGAAGACUCCUUUGGUGUAGAGCUUGACACAGUAUUGAAGAUUGGCGUAUUUGUUUUGAUUAUAUCGACCACCAUUUCCACCCAGCUGUGGUCGGUAGUGUCCUGGUUUGUGCAGUUUAGAAGGUUGUUUGCUGUCUGCUUUUUUGUCAGUAUUAUCUGGAACUGGUUUUAUCUGUACAAGAUUGCUUUUGCUGAACACCAAAAUAAUAUAGCGAAGAUGGACAGUGUCAAUGAAAAAUGCACUGGAGUGAAGAAAAUUGACUGGAGUGAUAGUUUGAAAGAGUGGUUCAGAAGUACCUGGACUCUUCAAGAUGACCCUUGUAAGAAAUAUUAUGAAGUCCUCAUGGUUAAUCCCAUCCUGCUGGUACCUCCAACUAAGGCGAUCUCAGUUACCAUCACUACGUUCCUCACAGAGCCUUUGAAACACUUUGGACAAGGAAUCAGUGAAUUUCUGCGAGCACUUCUGAAGGAUCUACCAGUAACCCUGCAGAUUCCAGUCCUCCUCACUAUUGUACUGGCCAUUUUGGUGGUCAUGUAUGGGAGUGUACAGGCAGCCUUUCAGCAUGGCAUCAUGGCUCCUCUACGACGCCCGCGAAGGGAUCCACCUCCUCCAGAGCUGCAGCAGCCACAACCUUACCCUUUGAUGGUUGAAAACCGCGGUAACUUGGCAGUGGCUGGAGGGGAUGCUCCUGCUCCUGCAGCUGCACCUACACCUGCACCUGCACCUGCACAACAGCAUGUUCCAAGAUAUCGAGCCAAUGAUGCAAGAUUAUACAGGAAUAAUGUUCAUCAGAGACGGCCCACCAGGGUCAGGGAAGAACCGCAACUGGUUGUUGAGACACUAAGAACAGCAGAACUAUACAGUGGGGAUGAGACGGAUGCUGAACGGCAUGAGGAAAGUCCUGAGAUAGCUGAGAAUCUCCCUGAACAGUCAGAGUCUGAAAACCAGCAGGAGACUCAAGAGGAGGCAGAAAGAUCUGAGCCAGCAGGACGGCAGACAUCACAAACAGUUGUUCCACAUUGUGUUCGCACAAAUGGAAUGGUGAAUAUUCACCAGCGAUGUAAACUGGAUCCAGAAGACUCAGCAGAAGAGAGUACAUCCUCUGUCUCACUGAGACACGUAGAGACUGUUGGACUGCCUGUUCAGGAAACAUGUCCAGCAGAAGUGGAGUAGACUGCUUUAGUCUAACCAGCAAGAUGCCACUGGAGUUUGAUGACCUGAUUGACUUCCAAAAAUGUUUAAUGAGAAUCUGCAACAUUGUGGGAGCGGCACCCAGCAUCAAGCUUACCUCGCUGUCAUGCAGUCAGCUGAUUGUGGUUGGGCUGGAAAGACUGCAGUCAGUGUCUCAAAAUUAAUUUGCUGCCAGACUAAAAGCCAGUAUCAGAGAAACGGGAAGCUGUGUUUAAUUAGUAUUUGUCUGUAUUUAAAAUGUGUACCUGUGGGGAGGAAUCAUGGUCUUACAGAAGAGUUUCACUGUAGUGACAAUGCAAGACAAUGACAAAAAUGAGGUUUUAUAUUCUGCAUAUGACUUGUUUCAGUUUUUGAUUUAAAUAUAAAAUUAGCAUUUUAUCAUCAUCAAGCAUAGAAUUUAUUUAAGCUGUUCUGAUAUUAUUGGGGUUUAUUGUUUACAGUGUUUUUUUUAAAUAUGGAUACUCAGAUCAGCUUGGCUGAAGAGGAAAAAGAUGUUAAUUGCAUUAAGCAUGAAGACUGCUGAUAGCUUGGCUGAAUGCAGUAUAAAUUCAGAAGCUAACCUGUACAAAAAUACAAUUCUUUCCCUACAGAUUAAAAAUCCUAUUUUUUUAAAGUAAAGAAAAUUACUAAUCAAGAGAAAGCUGUGUUGAUACAAGGUUUUGCACAAAUAAAUGUUGUUUUGUAAUAUAUAUAUAUAUUUGUAUUAUUUUAAAGCUUUUUGUUUGUUUUUCUUUUGUUUUUUUGCCAGUCUCUCAUUGUGGAUUCACAAUGCUGAUGCUCAUGGGUGCUAAUAAAAUUUUGUUUUAAGUCGGGAAUAAGCCAAGAAAUUUCAGACCAAUUUGCAUUCAGGCAUAUGUCUGGGACUGCUAAGCUAUACCCAUUAAAGUUAGCACACUUAACAAAUGAACAACAAGCUAGUGAGCGUAGUUGUAGUUUUAACUGCUAUUUUAUCAUCUCAGAAAUCUCUGUAAUGUUACCCUGUCCUCUGUUUCCAUCCUGCUAGAACAGAGACCAUGAAUGACCUGUUUGGUUUUGUUUUAGGGGAAAUAAAUCAUAAUAAAACAUUCAGCACUCAGGUACAUUUUUGACAUGCAUUACAGCUUGAGAGGAGGAGGUAACAUGGGGAAGAAAGACUUGUCAACUGUUGAAACUUGAUUAAAAAAUGUAUACCACA